Neltuma alba is the source of this 1670-nucleotide messenger RNA. Its product is annotated as probable protein phosphatase 2C 60. The transcript is spliced from 11 exons. The record is from RefSeq and is a predicted model, not a curated record. Gene Ontology annotation, molecular function: protein serine/threonine phosphatase activity; cation binding. Gene Ontology annotation, biological process: protein dephosphorylation. NCBI's taxonomy places the organism in Eukaryota, Viridiplantae, Streptophyta, Magnoliopsida, Fabales, Fabaceae. Bases 353 to 1435 code for a protein of 360 amino acids.
GAAGGAGAGGGAGAGAGUCCAAGAACCAGAGUGUCGUCGUCUUCCAUGAACACUCACCCGGAAAUUCACGAAGGCCCAACUCAUUCCCUUUUUCUGCGCAGUCUUCUUUUUUUUCUAAGUAGCGUAGCGCUUCUUGAUUCGCCUUUCAUUCUAUCCCUUUUCCUUUCUAUCCAAAGCCGUCGUUUUCUCCAGCUCUUUACUUUCUGUCAUUCACUUUCCCCGUCUUCUCUAAGAUAAAAAUAUCUUCCUUCAUUGCUAGGAGAGUUAUUUUCCAGUCCCCUUCAUUUUCUUUCGCUGUCACUUUGGUGCUGAUCUCCGACUCUGCCGAAGAGGCCCUACCCGGUAAACAGAAAUGGGAAUAUAUCUAAGCAGUCCCAAAACUGAGAAGUUUUCUGAAGAUGGUGAGAAUGACCGUCUUAGAUAUGGUUUGUCAUCCAUGCAAGGUUGGCGUGCAACAAUGGAAGAUGCUCAUGCUGCAUGUCCAGAUCUUGAUGCAUCCACUUCGUUUUUUGGUGUUUAUGAUGGGCAUGGAGGAAAGGUCGUUGCAAAGUUUUGUGCUAAAUAUCUUCACCAACAGGUGGUCAAAAGUGAAGCAUAUACAGCUGGAGAUAUAGGAACAGCUCUUCAGAAAGCUUUUUUCAGAAUGGAUGAGAUGAUGCGUGGUCAAAGAGGAUGGAGGGAAUUAGCCGUCUUAGGUGAUAAGAUAAACAAGUUUACUGGGAUGAUAGAAGGAUUGAUCUGGUCACCACGAAGCAGCGAUGGUAAUGACCAGGUUGAUGAUUGGGCUUUUGAAGAGGGACCACAUUCUGAUUUUGCUGGACCUACUUCAGGAAGCACUGCCUGUGUUGCAGUAAUAAGAAACAACCUGCUUGUUGUUGCAAAUGCUGGGGAUUCAAGAUGUGUGAUAUCCAGGAAGGGUCAGGCGUACAAUUUAUCUAGGGACCACAAGCCUGAUCUUGAGAUUGAGAAGGAAAGAAUCUUAAAAGCUGGUGGUUUUAUUCAUGCAGGGCGAGUUAAUGGAAGUUUAAAUCUUGCAAGAGCUAUAGGUGACAUGGAAUUUAAACAAAAUAAGUUUCUGCCUGCUGAUAAACAAAUUGUGACUGCCAAUCCUGACAUAAACACUGUGGAGCUUUGUGAUGAAGACGAGUUUUUAGUGCUAGCAUGUGAUGGAAUAUGGGAUUGCUUAUCAAGCCAGCAAUUGGUAGAUUAUGUGCAUGAACAACUUCUGUCGGAAACGAAACUCUCAACCGUAUGUGAGAGAGUACUUGAUCGGUGUUUGGCCCCAUCAACUGUUGGAGGUGAGGGAUGUGAUAACAUGACAAUGAUCUUGUUACAAUUCAAGAAACCCACCCGGUCUACUGAAGUGGCGGCAGAGCAAUCCACUUCAAACGAACAAGCUGAAUCUGAACCAAAACCAGAGGGAAGCAAAAUUUAAUGGGGCUUUUGGGGUGCAGCUAUUCAUUAGUGUGAUAUAUACAGUGUAGGCCACUGGUUUGAAUAUGUCCGGAUGGUCGUUUUCCUUCUUCCUGCUAGCCUUACCUACAAUGAUGAUUCUGAUUCAUAGAAAAAAUAUUGCAUUAUUUUUCCCUCUCCACCGCCUUCUUUCUUUUACAUCUUGGAGAGGAUAUGGUCCUCCCUGUGCAAUUUAAACUGGCCACAAGUUUGUUUGU